Nicotiana attenuata is the source of this 967-nucleotide messenger RNA. RefSeq names its product ylmG homolog protein 1-2, chloroplastic-like. Lineage: Eukaryota; Viridiplantae; Streptophyta; Magnoliopsida; Solanales; Solanaceae. Bases 97 to 744 code for a protein of 215 amino acids. The transcript has a single exon. The record is from RefSeq and is a predicted model, not a curated record. Gene Ontology annotation, cellular component: membrane. Gene Ontology annotation, biological process: chloroplast fission.
UGUAUUAAACAACGAGCUCUUGCCCUACCAAAUCUUAGCGGGUUUUUCAGGAAAAGCAUUCUAUACCUCAAAAUCCCAGCUUUGAGAAACUCUCCAAUGGCUUCUCAAACCCUAAUUCUCCGAAACCCAAAUCUCACUUCUCCCCUUCACAACAGCAUCACUAUCCUCUCUCCUCUUUCAGCCCUUAUCUACUCAAAACCCAGAACUAUUUCCCUAUUCUCACGGCCAAAUUCACUCAAAAAAUUCACAAUUUCCGCAUCAUCCACAACUGUAUCCACAAAAUCAAGUACAGUUACCCCCUUAAUCACUCGCUCAACGCGCACAAUUACCACCUUAGCAGCAGUCACUUUAGCAAUCUCAAAGCUAGUAUUGCAGAAAAUCUCCAAUGGAUUGGGCCAAUCACUGGUUUACUCUGCUGGGCCUAUGUUUUUUGCGGCCCUUAAGAAUCAGCCCACAACAGGAGCUUUGAAUACCCCUUUCACCGUGGUUGCAGCUGGAAUGGCGAAAUGGCUUGAUAUAUACAGUGGGGUUUUGAUGGUUAGGGUUUUGCUUAGUUGGUUUCCUAAUAUACCUUGGGACAGACAGCCAUUAUCAGCUAUUAGGGACCUUUGUGAUCCUUAUUUGAAUCUUUUCAGGAAUAUAAUUCCCCCAAUUUUUGAUACUUUGGAUGUGAGUCCACUUUUGGCUUUUGCAGUUUUGGGUACACUUGGUUCGAUUCUUAAUAGCAGCAGAGGAGCAUACUGAGGCAAAUUGGUAAUAGCGGAUUGCAAUUAUUAUCUUUGAGAUAUUUGAUCUUUUAGUACAUGUGUAUUAGAUUUUGAGGGUUCAUUGGUAUUGUAGUGGUAAUGUAUCAUUAUAGAAAUUUUGGUACAACUCAAAUGUUAUUUAUCUGGAUCUAUGCUUUGAAUGAAUAGCUAGUUAAUGGGUUGAGAAUAAAGUGGAUGUUUGCCUCUGAAACUUUUUUAUA